This is a messenger RNA of Tachyglossus aculeatus (Australian echidna), 2225 nucleotides long. RefSeq names its product retinol saturase (gene RETSAT). The transcript has 11 exons. The coding region runs from base 56 to 1900 and encodes 614 amino acids. Lineage: Eukaryota; Metazoa; Chordata; Mammalia; Monotremata; Tachyglossidae. The record is from RefSeq and is a predicted model, not a curated record.
CCCCGGGCCCAUAAGUAGGCACCGAGGGGCCGGCGGGAGCGCAGUCCCCGUCGUCAUGUGGCUGUGGGUGGCCCUGCUGCUGCUGCUCCUGCUCCCGCCGCUGUUGCGAAGCCUUUCCCGCCUGCGGCUGCGGCCCCUUUCGCCCAACCCCUUCGCCACCGAUGGCCAGAAGCCGCUCGCCCCGCUGGUCACCGACAGGGAGGCCCGGAAAAAGGUGCUCAAGCAAGCCUUCUCGGCCUCCCGAGUACCAGAGCGGCUGGACGCGGUGGUGAUCGGCAGCGGCUUUGGGGGCCUGGCGGCGGCGGCCAUCCUGGCCAAGGCCGGGAAGCGUGUGCUAGUGCUGGAGCAGCACACCAAGGCCGGCGGCUGCUGCCACACUUUCCGUCACGACGGCCUUGAGUUCGACACAGGGAUCCACUACAUUGGCCGGAUGGAGAAGGGCAGCUUUGGCCGCUUCAUCUUGGACCAGCUGACGGAGGGGCAGCUGGACUGGGCCCCCAUGGACUCGCCCUUCGAUGUCGUGGUGCUGGAGGGCCCCGGGGGCCCCAGGGAGUUCCCCAUGUACAGCGGGGAGAAGGCCUAUGUCCGGGGACUCAAGGAGAAGUUCCCGCGGGAAGAGGCGGCUAUCGACAAGUACAUGGAGCUGGUGAAGACGGUGGGCCGAGGGGCAUCCCACGCCGUCAUCCUGAAGAUGCUGCCCUUGCCAGUGGUCCACUUCCUGUCCCGCUGCGGCCUGCUGACACGCUUCUCCCCAUUCCUGCGAGCGGCCACGCAGAGCCUGGCCGAGGUCCUGCGCCAGUUGCCCGCCUCCCCCGAGCUCCGGGCCGUGCUCAGCUACAUCUACCCCACCUACGGCGUCCCCCCCAACCACGCCAGCUUCUCGAUGCACGCCCUGCUCGUCCACCACUACCUGCACGGGGGCUUUUACCCCCGCGGGGGCUCCAGCGAGAUCGCCUUCCACACCGUGCCCGUGAUCCGGCGGGCGGGGGGCAACGUCCUCACCAGGGCGCCGGUGCACAGCGUGCUCCUGGACUCGGCGGGCAAGGCGUGCGGCGUCAGCGUGAAGAAAGGCCAGGAGCUGGUGAACGUCUUCGCCCCCGUGGUGAUCUCCGACGCAGGCCUCUUUAACACCUAUGAGCACCUCCUGCCCGAGAAAGUCCGCAUUAUGCCAGGAGUCCGGGCCCAGCUGAGCCCGCUGCGGCACGGCAUCGCCAUGUUCUCCGUGUUCGUCGGGCUCCGUGGCUCCCACAGGGAACUGGGCCUAGAAGCCACCAACCACUACAUCUACUUCAACACCAACAUGGACGAGGCGCUGGAGAGCUACCUGCGGACUGCCAGGGAAGAGGCUCCUGCAAAAAUCCCCCUUUUCUUCAUAGCGUCGUCGUCGGCCAAGGACCCUACGUGGGAGGAGAGGUUUCCCGACCACUCAACCGUGGUGAUGUUGUUUCCCGUCUUGUACGAGUGGUUUGAGGAGUGGCGGGAGGAGCCUUCUGGCAAGAGGGGCGGCGACUAUGAGGCUCUGAAAACCUCGUUCACCGACGCCUCUCUGGCGGCUCUGAUGAAGCUUCACCCCCAGCUGGAGGGGAAGGUGGACAGCAUCUCGGCCGGGUCCCCGCUCACCUGUCAGUUCUACCUGGCCGCCCCCCACGGGGAGUGCUACGGCGUUGACCACGACCUGGCCCGCCUGCGGCCCGACGUGCUGGCCUCCUUGAGAGCGCAGAGCCCCGUCCCCAACCUCUACCUCACAGGUCAGGACGUGUUCACGUGCGGUCUGAUGGGGGCCCUGCAGGGAGCCCUGCUGUGCUGCAGCAGCAUCCUGCAACGCAAUCUGUACCGCGAUCUCCUGCAGCUCCAAGCCCGCCGCCGCCGCCCCGGACGGCCGCAGGGCCAGAGCUCGUGAGAGCUCGUGGCCCAGCCCGUGGCCUCCACUCCCGCCCAGCAGGACUGGGGAAGCUCAGAAGGACGGAAGGGCUUCCUCAGCCCGCGGCUCCUGCUGUGCCAGGGGCGGUGCCGGGAUGAGGGUCUUCAGCACCUCCUUCCCUGCCCUGGCAGAACCAUCCACCCCCAACCCUUAGUGCCUUGGUCCCAGGCUCCUUGCAGUUGUAGCUGCAGCCUUGGUUUGUCCACUUAGAGGAGGUGAAGCUUUCUCCCGGUGGGUUUGACUUUUUCCCUUCUGUUUCCUCGGGUUCAAUAAAGUUUCCCUGAGGGUGGGAGUCUGGCCACUC